AUGUUGCCGCCGCCGCCGCGAUGUGUGAGUCGCACGGAAGUGACGCUCGUGAUGGAGAUUCCCAUCGUGCAACCUGGAUACGAAUAUCAGUUCCAGUACAAGCAGCCACAUGAAGACUGGGGAUCUAGCGCGGUGCUUCCCGUGACGUCGUCCACGGGCGUGCUCGACGAACUGAAUCCGUCGUGUUCGUACCAUAUUCGUGUCGGGGCGAAGGCAACGGGUGCGCCAGACAGCGAGUGGAUCUACAGCGAGGAAGUGGCUGUGGACACGGAGGUCCCUGGAUGCACGCCUACCCCGACCUGCUGUUCGUCGUGUUCAAUUCAAUAA
Molecule: messenger RNA, 327 nt
Organism: Aphanomyces astaci
Lineage: Eukaryota; Oomycota; Saprolegniomycetes; Saprolegniales; Verrucalvaceae
Exons: 1
Coding region: 1-327 (108 amino acids)
Molecular function (GO): protein binding
Source: RefSeq, a predicted model, not a curated record